This is a messenger RNA of Onthophagus taurus, 979 nucleotides long. RefSeq names its product RNA polymerase III subunit RpII33 (gene Polr2C). The record is from RefSeq and is a predicted model, not a curated record. Gene Ontology annotation, molecular function: DNA binding; protein dimerization activity. Gene Ontology annotation, biological process: transcription by RNA polymerase II. NCBI's taxonomy places the organism in Eukaryota, Metazoa, Arthropoda, Insecta, Coleoptera, Scarabaeidae. Gene Ontology annotation, cellular component: RNA polymerase II, core complex.
AUACAUCAAUUAAAACGUCAACAACAAAGUCUUGAAGAACUGUUAUUUGUGUUAUUUCUUCCUCAAAGUUAUCAGUUUUCUUAAUAAUGCCGUACGCUAAUCAACCUUCUGUACACAUAACUGAUUUAACGGACGAAAACGUAAAGUUUUACAUAGAAGACACCGAAUUAAGCGUCGCGAAUAGCAUAAGAAGAGUUUUAAUAGCUGAAACUCCUACUUUAGCUAUUGAUUGGGUAAAGUUAGAGGCGAAUUCGACGGUUUUAAGUGACGAAUUCCUGGCGCAUCGAAUUGGUUUAAUUCCGUUGAUAUCCGACGACGUAGUUCAACGUUUACAAUAUCCGAGAGAUUGUAUUUGUACCGAUUUUUGUCAAGAAUGUAGUGUCGAGUUUACGCUGGAUGUAAAAUGUACUGAUGACCAAACUAGGCAUGUUACAACAGCUGAUUUAAAAUCAAGCGAUUCGAGAGUUUUACCUGUUACUUCAAAGCAUAGAGAUGAAGAUUCUGCUGAGUAUGGUGAUACUGAUGAAAUUUUACUUAUUAAGUUGCGUAAGGGGCAAGAGCUGAAAAUGAAAGCUUAUGCUAAGAAAGGUUUUGGAAAAGAACAUGCAAAAUGGAAUCCAACUGCUGGAGUUUGUUUCGAAUAUGAUCCAGAUAAUGCAAUGAAACAUACUUUGUUUCCUAAACCAGAUGAAUGGCCCAAAAGCGAAUAUAGUGAAUUGGAUGAAGAUCAAUAUGAAUCAUCUUAUAACCCAGAAGCAAAACCAAACAAGUUUUUCUUUAAUGUGGAAUCUUCUGGUGCAUUAAAACCUGAUAAUAUUGUAACCAUGGGUGUAGCUAUGUUAAAGGAUAAAUUAUCCAACCUUCAAACUCAACUCAGUCAUGAAUUACAAACGGAUGCCCUUGCUAUAUAAAAAUUAGUUUUAAGAAUUUGUAUUGUAACCUUUUAGGUAUAAAUAAAACAAGUAAUUUUAUGUUUUAA